CAGAUCAUCAGGAUGUUCAUUAUUGUUUUGCCUCUGUAAAGGCAGCAAGAGAAUUUGCAGCCCUAUUUCCGACCUUUUCAGUAAUUGUGUCACAAGAUGAUGAAGCCAAGGUUCCCCUCGGCAUUUCUGCAGUUGGAAAAAGUUUUAAAGCUAUACAAAGUUACAAUGAACCAGUUACUAUUCCGAACCAUGACUUUCCUGUUGGUUUACAACAGAAACUUACUCUAUCUGUCCGCUUUGUAGAUGGGGGCCCUGAUGAAAAUCCUCAUUAUCUGAAAAAUAUCAUCCAAUAUUGUGAUAUCUUUUGCUCUUUCAACCUCGAUUAUUUGACUCUUAGAACUCAUGCUCCAGGUCAUUCAGCAUACAACCCUGUUGAAAGGAGUAUAGCAUCCCUUUCAACAAAACUAGCAGCUAUAGUCCUGCCUAUUAACAAAUAUGGUACUCAUCUUGACUCACAGGGUAAAGUUGUUGACCUGGAGCUAGCAGAAAAAAAUUUUAAAUAUGUGGGUAACCUUCUCUAUAACCUGUGGAAUAAGGAUAAAAUAUUCGGAAAGCUAGUUAUGACUGAAUACGUUAAUACGAUAAGUACCCCAGCUUCAGAUAUAUCUUGGGAAUGGAUAGAGAUCCAUGCAAGAAUCUGCAGAUACUCUUUAGAUGUAAAGAAAUGUAAUAAUAUCAAAUGUUGCUCCUCUAAAAGGUGCGAGGAGGCUGGUAACCUUCUUGCUUCAAAUAAUGGUUUUAUCACCCUUUUAGUAAUGGGGAAAGACAGCCACUAUAUUAAUUUGAUACAUCUAUUAGAGUAUCUUGACAAGGAAAAAAUACCGAGGUAUGACCAACAUUGCCUCUUCAUAGCUGAUAAUUAUAUAAAAUACACCUGUUCUAUUUGUGGGAAAUAUUUCCCGACAAUUUCGAUGGUUCUUGAUCACAAAAAAAACCAACAUUUAAAAGAAGCCUGUGGACCUGGAAGGCCAAAAAAUGAUGAGACAAUGGCAAAAGAAGUCCGUCUUACUAAAUGUGGACCUGGAAGGCCAAAAAAAACUGAAACGGCAAAAAAGCAAAAAACCAAAUAA
Molecule: messenger RNA, 1070 nt
Organism: Scutellospora calospora
Lineage: Eukaryota; Fungi; Glomeromycota; Glomeromycetes; Diversisporales; Gigasporaceae
Source: the annotation of a GenBank genome assembly